AUCAUUUACUCAUCUCCCUGUAAAAGUAAUCCCAUCACAUGCCUUUGAAGGACUUAGAGAUGCCUUCAUCAUUGAAAUCUCUCAGAGCGACUCCCUGGAAAUAAUAGAAGCAAGUGCAUUUGACAGCCUUCCCACCUUGUCUGAAAUAUUAAUCCUGAACACAAAAAAUCUGUUGCACAUUGAGGAUGGAGCAUUCAGAAACCUUCCAAGGCUAAAAUACUUGAGCAUUUGUAACACUGGAAUAAGACAAUUUCCAGACCUGACACAGAUCUCCUCGUUGGAAGCUCAUUUCAUUUUGGAGCUCUGUGAUAACUUGCGCAUGACAAUUAUACCGCAAAAUGCUUUCCAGGGGAUGAACAAUGAAUCGCUGACACUAAAACUGUAUAAAAAUGGAUUUGAAGAUAUCCACAGCCAUGCCUUCAAUGGGACAAAGCUGAAUCAAUUAAUCCUGAAGGACAAUAAGAACCUCAGGCGGAUACACAACGAUGCCCUGAGAGGCGCCACAGGGCCAGAUGUUCUGGAUAUUUCUUCAACGGCGUUGGAGUCCCUGCCGAGUUAUGGGCUUGAGGCCAUUCAAGUCUUAAAUGCAACGUCAUCUUACUCAUUAAAGAGACUGCCAUCACUGGAUAAAUUCAGCAGUCUUCUGGAAGCUGUUCUAACGUAUCCCAGCCACUGCUGUGCUUUUCGAAAUCUAAAGACAACAAAACAAAAUUCCUUGCUUUCCAUUUUUGACAACUUCUCCAAAGAGUGUGAAAGCACCAUGAGGAAACUCACUAAUAAAAUAUUCUACUCAGACAUUUUUGAUGACAGUGAAAUGACCGGCUUUGACUUCGUGUAUGACUUUUGUCAGCCUAAAGUACUCACAUGCACUCCAGAACCAGAUGCAUUUAAUCCCUGCGAAGACAUCAUGGGAUACAGCUUUCUCAGAAUCCUGAUCUGGUUUAUAAAUAUCCUUGCCAUUGCUGGUAAUUUCACUGUACUCCUCGUUCUCAUAACUAGCCGUUACAAGCUCACCGUUCCUCGCUUCCUCAUGUGUAACCUCUCCUUUGCUGAUUUUUGCAUGGGACUUUACUUGCUGCUCAUCGCUUCUGUUGAUGCCCAGACGAGUGGUCAGUACUACAACCAUGCCAUAGACUGGCAGACAGGCAGUGGCUGCAGUACUGCUGGCUUUUUCACUGUCUUUGCAAGUGAGCUCUCAGUGUACACACUCACAGUGAUCACUAUCGAGAGAUGGCACACAAUCACCUAUGCCAUGCAGCUGGAUCGGAAGCUACGGCUGAGGCACGCUGUGCCCAUCAUGCUCGGGGGCUGGAUAUUCUCCAUAUUAAUAGCAGUGCUGCCUCUCUUAGGGGUCAGCAGUUACAUGAAGGUCAGCAUUUGUUUACCCAUGGAUAUUGAAACGGGUCUUUCCCAAGCCUACAUACUGCUGAUCUUGGUGCUGAAUGUUGUCGCCUUCAUUGUCAUUUGUGCUUGCUACAUUAAGAUUUAUGUAGCUGUUCAGAAUCCAGAGAUGGUAGCUGCCAAUAAAGACACCAAGGUCGCCAAGAGAAUGGCAAUACUGAUCUUCACGGAUUUCACCUGCAUGGCCCCUAUCUCCUUUUUUGCCAUAUCUGCUGCCUUUAAAGUUCCUCUCAUCACGGUGACCAACUCCAAGAUUCUGCUGGUUUUAUUUUACCCAGUCAACUCCUGUGCAAACCCAUUUCUCUACGCAAUUUUUACCAAAGCAUUUCGAAGGGAUUUCUUUCUGCUGAUGAGCAAGUUUGGUUGCUGCAAGAGUCGAGCAGAGCUUUACAGGAUGAACUAUUUCUCUGCUUAUACUUCCAACUGCAAGAACGGCAGCUCAGCCACAGCCCCCAGCAAAGCCUCCCAAGCACUGCUGCUCUUGUCGGUGUUAGAAAAGCCUUAUCGUGCAGUACGAGACAAGACAUCUCUCAAGGAAAAUUAA
Acanthisitta chloris (rifleman) is the source of this 1945-nucleotide messenger RNA. RefSeq names its product luteinizing hormone/choriogonadotropin receptor (gene LHCGR). Gene Ontology annotation, biological process: male gonad development; ovarian follicle development; luteinizing hormone signaling pathway. Lineage: Eukaryota; Metazoa; Chordata; Aves; Passeriformes; Acanthisittidae. The transcript has 10 exons. Gene Ontology annotation, cellular component: membrane. The annotation marks the transcript as partial. Gene Ontology annotation, molecular function: luteinizing hormone receptor activity. The record is from RefSeq and is a predicted model, not a curated record.